UUAGGCGUGUACAAAAUUUACUGGAUUAAUUUAUAUUGCGAGUAGGGGAUCAACUACAAUGGGCGAGUAUAAAAGCAAUUCGGACAUCUUUCAAAGCGUAUUCAUUUUUGAAACCUACGACGUUAGAAAAUUAUAAAAUGAAGGUUUCACUUGCUUUGUCAGUUGUUCUCGCCAUCGGAUUCGUCGAAUGUGGUGUUAUUCCCGCCACCACCCUCGUACGCACCCCUAGCUUUGACAGUGCUAUUGUCAAGUCUGACCGUGUCGGCGGCAGUUUCGCUUAUAGCACCGUUGAAGGCCAUGCCUACGCUGCCGUUUCUCCCAUAGUUCAACGUAUCACCGCCCCCGUUGGCGUCUCUUAUACCGCACACCAAGUACAUUUGGGCCACAUCAACACCCCCGUCGCCGUUACACAACCCAUUUACGCUGAACACUCUGUAGUCUCUCAACCCAUUAUCUCUCAUCAACACAUCUUCGCCCACCCGGCCGUAGUAUCUUCUCCUGUCUUCACUCAAAAUCCCGUCAUCAGCGGCUUCCCGAAUAUUCCUGCAAUCAGCGGUGUCGCCACUUCUCCAGUUGGAGGAAUCGCUAGUGCUCCCGGAGUUGGAGGAAUUGCAAGUGCCCCCCCUGUACAAGCUAAUCCUGCCCCCACACCAGUCCAAGGAACCGUCAUUGAUGCUGAUACCGUUGCUGUAGAGUCUGCUUAAAUUUAGAUAAUUAAACAAAAAAUAAAUAAAUUAUUUAUUUCAAA
Tribolium madens (black flour beetle) is the source of this 748-nucleotide messenger RNA. RefSeq lists its product as uncharacterized. Lineage: Eukaryota; Metazoa; Arthropoda; Insecta; Coleoptera; Tenebrionidae. The coding region runs from base 138 to 704 and encodes 188 amino acids. The transcript is spliced from 2 exons. The record is from RefSeq and is a predicted model, not a curated record.